AUGGGCAACACGCAAGGACAGUCAGCUGCUGGCCAGCCAGCGUCGUACGUCUCAUCGUCAGCUGAGCAGCGGCCGCCACCCGUUGCCGGGUCGAAGUUUUCGAAAACUCCCACCCUCGGCAAGGGCCGAAGCUUCAUCAAGUUCGGCAAGAAGAAGCAGCUGCUGGUGGAACAUGGGGCCGGCGGGGGCGUCGGUGGCGGUGGUGGUGGCGGAGAGGACGGCACCAAAGCCGACCUUGCUGCUGCUGACACGGAAGAGGACGGCUUUUCGAACAUCCUGCUCGAUGCGGUCUCUCACUCGGGCAAAAGCAUCCUGCGCCAGGAUGUGGCCGACGGCCAACCGAGCGAGCUUUCAAAAUCAGCUGAUUUCGACGAGCGCGAACCGGAAGAGUUCGCCGCUGAGUUCCCGGAAAAACUGUCCGGGGCAAACAAAACUUGCGACCCCAACAACGAUGGAGAUGCGCCACCGCGUUCCGAUGACGCAACGGCAACGAUGACGACAUUAGCAGCGGGGGGCACGAUCGGCGAAGCAAACGCAGCAACCGCGGCCAUCCCGAGGCACAAAAGUAACGUUGUGGAGAGAAGCGCAGGAGCAGGCGGUGGAGAAGAUGCACACCGUAAGUCGCUGACCCGCUUUGAGAAGGGUUGUAGAGGCAUCCACCAUCGAGCACAACCUACACAAGAGCACCAUGUUGCAGAGGCAACGCCGGCAACCGCCCGCGAAAGGGCCAUCGCACAAGCACACACGCACGCUCGACUCGAUUUGCCGGUCGCGUCGCGCUCCGUUACUAUAACAACCAACGCAAACACCACCAGCACCGACCCGCGAUCGCGCCCCCCGCGAUCGGAAACAACGUUACCGACGACGGGGUGUUGUUCUGCUACGGGUACGGGUGUGCGUCUCCACCGCGCGGAGGAACCGGUUCCCAACGCACGGGAGAACUUUAUCGCGCACAGCGAUGCAGGCGCUGGUAGUGGUGCAGACGCCGCCGGACUGCACCAGCCAGCGAACCCGAUCAUUGUCACGACCGAUUCAUGGAAAAGGGCCAAUUCGCUUAGUCAGGCUCCAGCAGUGCGUGAAAGCCGACGGUCACCGACGGCCACUCCAGCGUCCGCGACGGUGGUUGCCAGCGACAAAGAUACCACGAAUGUAAUCCAUCUUCGCGAGCGCACGGCAUCGUCUAGCUCCGAUUCGGUCUUUACCGACCCGUCGUCACCCCAUGGUGGGUUUGCGACGGAAAUAAACGAGGCCUAUUAUUCGGAGGAAAACAUCUGCGACCUAGCCGAUGCUCCCGUGCAAUCCGGGGGGAUCCCAAAACAACUUCCGGUUGCACUCACAAGUGCCGAUGGUGACCGCACGGAAAAUCUGAGAUCGCAACUGCAAUGCAAGAAUGUCUCGAAAAUCGAUCUUCCACCGAGCAGCAACGAAAAGCCCCAGCCCCAGUCCAGUUGGCAAACGCACGCACCGGCAAAACUGCAAAUCGAACACAACGUGAGCAGCAUUUGCAUUGAGUCCGAGCGGGCAGUUGAUGUCUCGCCGGAGUCGUCCACGUCGACAUCCCCGGACGACACGAUGGAGCGCAAACGGAUUCCCCUGUCGCACCGGAGAACGGGUAGCACGAGCGUCGCGGUCGGUAGUAACGGCAGCGCCUCGGGAAAUGGCACCGUGACCGCUGCCCGCAGUACGGAACAUGGAAAGCCCACCCGAGUGCUGUCGAAAUCGAGCCUGUACGCCGGAACGCGGUUACCGGUUUUAACGGACCGAAAGGUUCCUCUCGCCAGUGGCUCUAAUGUGACCGCAGCAAGCAGAGUGGUACGGCCGUCCUACGUGCCGGAGAAGCUUAACUUUUUCUCGUACGAAAAAUUUGAAGGGCACAUGCUAAUGAACUGGCUAUCGUCGUCUCUGGUCUCGAAUCUAAGUGGAGUGAACGAACAAGACCUGCAAGCACUGCUGUUUCAGUACUGUACCAAUUUGCUCGUGGCCGGUGUGAUGAAACAGAUUCCUGAUAAGCAUGCUCCUCCACAAGAUACCUUUCGGACGAAUCUUAUGUACCAGUGGACCCACACCGAACCACCGACACCGGCACCAGUUACCCCAGGCCGACUUGAACCGCACGUCGUGUGGCCCCAUGUCCCCGCUCCUGCGAAGACCGUAUGUCACCAAUCAACCAGCACCAGCACCGAGUCCAACGUCAAGCCGGAGAUCGCAAUGAACAGCACAACGCAGCAAGCUUGGGAUCGUGACUUACAGCUUCUUCGGGAUCAAAUUGCCAGCUGUGGAACGAUCGAGCAAGUGAGAUGCAUAUUACGCGAAUUCUUCAACCAGGAUGCCCAAGGUGGCACCAAGGGUCGCCGUUCAAUGCCGCAGGAUGUGCUCAACGAAACCGACUGCACGGUGUACGACGCGGCAACGAAGGAUUUGCUAAAUGAUUCCGAAAGCACUCUGUUCGGCGUGACCACAAGCACCCCCAGCAAGGCAGCUCGUCGUAACGGUCUCGAGGGGAUCGCCCAGAACGAACGCCCUGUGCCGGCCACAGGUGCAUCAGCGACCCUACCAAGUAAUGAAACGGAAGAUAUCGAUAUGAAGGCUUCCGCCAGCGAAUGUGAUAACACGACACAUAACCAAACAUUCCCCAAAAACAGUAUUACUACCGGCCACACUCCGGCGCAAGUCGUGGCGCCAACGGAAUCCCCCGAGACGAAUGCCAAGAACGUGCUGGGCGAUGGUAACCAUUGUAACAUCCCUUGCCCUCCUGGAGCGCCCAUCUUCGUAUGUUCCAACUGUUGCAAGCAAUCCGCCAGUGGCUCCCAGAAGGGCACGGAAGCCACCGUAGUGACGAGAGAAACCCAAACGGAUCCCAGCCAAGACGGAAGUGGUGUAACGGAUGCGAGAAGUCACUCGGAAGUCACAGUCUCAGCACCACCACCGCCUCCUCCUCCCCCUCCACCACCCUUGGCACCGCUGGGGGCGUCGAUGCCGCCACCACCACCUCCUCCACCACCCCCGCCGGGACCACCGGGUAGUUCGGGUCCUUCCCAAUCAAUGCCACCCCCUCCUCCACCGCCACCGCCACCCUUCGGUCAGUCAGCUCCACCACCACCACCUCCACCACCCUUACCGAUGGGUGGGGUGCAGAAUCCUAAUCCACCCCCACCACCACCGCCCCCGUUCGGGGGGCCACCGGGGCCUCCUCCACCUCCACCCGGUCCCGGCGGUGGAGGACCGAACGCAGCGGCUGCGCUAGGACCAGGUAAAUUAGCGUCAAGUCAAGGCCCCCCUAGUGCGAACACCAGUGGCCCUCCGCCACUACCACUACCCAUACCAGUGCCCGGAGGAUGGUAUGCGGCGAAUAUUUUGCGUAAGCAGCCGGUAAAUCCGCCGAAACCAAUGAAACCCCUCUACUGGACACGCAUUCUGGCGCCAAAGGAAGCAGGGUCCAAGACUACAAACUCUCUCACGUCCUCCAUAACCGAAGAAACGGAUGGUGGUUCCGUUUCGCUACCGCAAGCGGAGCCAAUGGAAACGAGCGAACCGGAAAAAAAUCCACCCACCCCCUCACCACCUCCGGCCAUCGCCGAAAAGCGUCAGGGACUGUGGCAGGAGCUGGAGGAAACGAACCUGGACAAUUUGGAUGAGUUCACCGAACUCUUCUCCCGGCAGGUCAUCGUGCCGAAGCUGCGCGAGAAGAUGGAAAAGCCGGAGAAGACGGUCAAAAUUCUCGACUGCAAGCGAUCGCAGAACGUGGGCAUAUUCGCGAAAAGCUUGCACCUCGAGUGGGACGAGAUCGAGUGCGCCAUCUACCACUGCGAUACGUCCGUCGUCAGCCUGGAGGCAAUGCAGAAGAUACUGCAAAUAAAGGCCACCGACGAGGAGCUGAUGUUGAUACGGGAGUACGCCGAGAGCAGCCUAGCGAACAACAACAACGCGAUCCCGCUCGAUCAGCCGGAGCAGUUUCUUCUGCGCAUCUCGAGCAUAUCAUUUUUUGCGGAGCGAAUUUCGUGCAUCGUCUUUCAGGCGGAGUUCGAGGAGCACUACAAGUGUGUAUCGCGCAAGCUGAAAACCGUCAAGCAGACGUGCGAGUUUCUCACCGAGAGCGAAGAGCUGAAGCACCUCUUUUCGAUUAUCCUAACGCUGGGGAACUUUAUGAACGGAGGCAAUCGCACACGUGGUCAGGCGGACGGUUUCGGGCUGGAGAUUCUAAGCAAGCUGAAGGACGUCAAAUCGGCCGACACUAACACGACCCUGUUGCAUUUCAUUAUCCGCACGUACAUAAGCCAAUGUCGUAAGAGUGGCAUUAUACUGCAGGAAAUCAAUCUCCCCAUUCCGGAUCCUAGCGAUUUGGAUAAGGCCGUCCUGGUCGAUUACGAUGACUGUCGAUCGCAACUCACAAUGCUACGCUCAAAAACGGAAGAGUGUCGCCAGACCGCGGACAAAGUAAUUCAAGAAUCGACCGAAGAUCAGUUGCAUCCGUUCAAGGAAAUAAUGGAGGAAUUUAUCGAAAAAGCGACCGCGCGCAUCACGAAGCAGUUCUGCAAGCUGGAUGAAUGUCGCGAGUGUUUCAUGCGCACAAUGCGCUUUUAUCACUUCACCCCGAAGACGGGCACGGUGGAAGAAUGCAAGCCGGAAAUGUUCUUCGAGCUGUGGGUUCCGUUCGCGCAAGACUUUAAGAGUAUUUACAAGAAGGAGAUGCAGAAUCUGCUCAAUGAACUAUUGAAAAAGACUAAGCGACCUUCCACGACAUCCACGGGGACGAAGCAACCGACCGGCAAGCUAAAAGCAGGCUCUCUGAAGGAACGAAUGAAGCGCCUCAUGCAAAACUAAACUAACCUGAGUAAUAUAUUUUUAGUUAGAAGCUGAUCGUAUCCGUUGAAAAAUGUUGUAUCUCACAAUUCCUACACAACGAGUGGUACAAUAAAAUUUACGA
Messenger RNA from Anopheles coustani, 4924 nucleotides. Its product is annotated as formin-2-like. Gene Ontology annotation, cellular component: cytoplasm; cytoskeleton. The record is from RefSeq and is a predicted model, not a curated record. NCBI's taxonomy places the organism in Eukaryota, Metazoa, Arthropoda, Insecta, Diptera, Culicidae. Bases 1 to 4821 code for a protein of 1606 amino acids. The transcript is spliced from 8 exons. Gene Ontology annotation, molecular function: actin filament binding. Gene Ontology annotation, biological process: cortical actin cytoskeleton organization; actin filament network formation.